GCCUGUGCUCCGUCUCCAUGGUGACCGGCCUCACCGUAUAGCAGGCCGCGGGCCCGGGGAGGGAGAGAGAAGGGGGGUCGCACUGCCCGGCGAUGACGUACCGGGAGGGGGAGGAGCUGCGGCGAGACUCCGGGACAGGCCGCACACCGGAGAGAGACCGGACACCGGAGAAGAUGGCGGAAAUCGGGCGUGACGUGUGAGGAGAACCGGGAAGGGGGAGGGGAGAGCUCCUGUCAAUGACUUGGACACACCAUGGAUGGCGGAGGGGCUGGCCCGGACCUGCAGACGCAGGACACCAGAAUCCCGCACACUAUGAUCAUGCAGGACUUCGUGGCCGGGAUGGGUGGCACCGCCCACAUUGACGGCGACCACAUCGUCGUGUCGGUCCCCGAAGGCGUCUUGGUUUCCGACGUCAUCACGGAUGACGACAUUGCGCUUGAACAUGACGGGAUGUCGGACGACGUGGUCCAAGGUCCGGAUAUCAUCACCGAGGCCGACAUCGUCACAGAGAACAUCAUCGUUCCGGAGGCGGUCCUGGAAACGGAUGUGGCGCUGGAGGAGGAGGAGGAGGAGUUAGACAGCGGCCAUCACGUCCUGGAGUCCGACAUCAUCACCGAAACCGUCGCUGUCCCCGACCAAGUGUUUGUCGCCGACCUCGUCAGUGACGGCGAUGGUCAGCUGGCACAGGUGGUACAAGAUGGCUUGUCUGGGUCUCAUUCGCCCACACUGGUCUCUCAAGAAGUUCUGGUGGCAAGCUGCGAUUCGGACGCCAUUAUCCAAGCGCCUUGCGGCUCCUCGGUGGGAGUCAAAACUGAGGAGGAAGAAGACGAUUUAAAGGGGGAGGCUGAGGAUUAUUUAAUGAUAUCAUUAGACGAUGUCGGGGAGCGCCUGGAGCGGAUGGGCAGCACCCCCCUAAAAAUCAGCACGGAGGUCUCCCACGGGGAUGGGUGUAAGGAAGACGGGUUUGGUUCGGAGGUGAUUAAAGUUUACAUAUUCAAAGCGGAAGCGGACGAUGAUGUGGAAAUAGGGGGAACAGAAAUAGUGACGGAGAGCGAUUUUCAGAACGGACAUCCUGUCGCCGGAGUCCUGGAACAGGCGGGACUGGCGCGAUUACCGCGGGAGAAGAUGGUGUACAUGGCUGUUAAAGAUUCCUCUCAGGAAGACGAAGAUAUCGGUUGUGCAGAAAUAGCUGAUGAAGUGUACAUGGAGGUGAUUGUGGGGGAGGAAGAGGCCACAUCGCUCACAGAUUCUCAAACGGAAGAUUCAGGGCUAAGCAAGACGUUUGUCCCCGUGGCCUGGGCUGCUGCCUACGGAGACGAGAGGGAGCUGCCCAGGAAGUACGGGGAAUGGCAGGAGAGCGGAAACGUCGAGUCUCGCCUGGAAACAAAGAACGGAACGGCGACCCAGUACCUGCAGAUCUGCGACAGUAUCGCCACCAGCAGAGCCCUGAAACAGAAAGCCAAAAAGAGGAGGCGAGGGGACGGCAGACAGUGGCAGACGGCCGUCAUCAUCGGCCCCGACGGUCAGCCACUGACCGUGUACCCGUGCCACAUCUGCGGUAAGAAGUUUAAGUCGCGGGGCUUCCUGAAAAGACACAUGAAGAAUCACCCGGACCAUCUGAUGAAGAAGAAAUACCAGUGCACAGACUGCGACUUCACCACCAACAAGAAAGUCAGCUUCCACAACCACCUGGAGAGCCACAAACUGACCAGCAAAUCCGAGAAGCCUCACGAGUUCACCGAGUACACGCGGCGCUAUCGGGAGGCCAGCCCGCUCAGCUCAAACAAGCUGAUCCUGAGAGACACCGAGCCCAGGGUGCACAAAUGCAAAUACUGCGACUACGAGACGGCCGAGCAGGGGCUCCUCAACCGCCACCUGCUGGCCGUACACAGCAAGAAUUUCCCACACGUGUGUGUCGAAUGUGGGAAGGGCUUCAGACACCCCUCCGAGCUGAAGAAGCACCUUAGGACCCACACAGGGGAAAAGCCUUACGCGUGCCACUUCUGCGAGUUCCGCUGCGCCGACCAGUCGAACCUAAAGACGCACAUUAAAAGCCGCCACGGCGCGGACUUGCCGUUCAAGUGCGAGCAGUGCCCCCAGGCAUUCACCGACGAGAAGGAGCUCCUGCGCCACGCCGAGCUCUUUCAGGGUCACAAAACCCACCAGUGCCCCCACUGCGACCACAAAAGCACCAACUCCAGCGACCUAAAACGCCACGUCAUUUCCGUCCACACCAAGGAUUUCCCCCACAAGUGCGACGUGUGCGACAAGGGCUUCCACCGCCCCUCCGAACUUAAGAAACACAGCGAGAUGCACAAAGGCAAAAAGGUCCACCACUGCCGCCACUGCGACUUCAAAACCCCCGACCCGUUCAUCCUGAGCGGCCACAUCCUGUCUGUGCACACAAAAGACCUGCCCUUCAAGUGCAAAAAAUGCAAACGUGGCUUCCGGCUGCAGCCGGAGCUCAAAAAGCACAUGAAGACGCACAGCGGCAAAAAGGUCUACCAGUGCCAGUACUGCGAGUACAGCACGACGGACGCGUCCGGCUUCAAACGCCACGUCAUCUCCAUACACACCAAGGACUACCCGCACCGCUGCGAGUUCUGCCAAAAGGGAUUCCGACGGCCGUCCGAAAAGAAUCAGCAUAUCAUGCGCCAUCACAAGGAGGUCCUUUCGUAACUGUGUUUAAUUCUGUGUGGAAACAAUGAGGAGAGCGCUGCUCUGCCGCACUUCAUGCAUGAUAGGAAAUGUAGCACUUUUUGUAUGAAGGAUUGGAGGGUACGUGCAAUGCCUCCCCAUGUAAGGCCGUCACGCCCGUGUCAAACAAUACAGGGUG
Molecule: messenger RNA, 2836 nt
Organism: Nanorana parkeri
Lineage: Eukaryota; Metazoa; Chordata; Amphibia; Anura; Dicroglossidae
Gene: ZNF711
Product: zinc finger protein 711
Exons: 9
Coding region: 253-2679 (808 amino acids)
Biological process (GO): regulation of transcription by RNA polymerase II
Cellular component (GO): nucleus
Molecular function (GO): DNA-binding transcription factor activity, RNA polymerase II-specific; RNA polymerase II transcription regulatory region sequence-specific DNA binding; metal ion binding
Source: RefSeq, a predicted model, not a curated record